Messenger RNA from Blepharisma stoltei, 2314 nucleotides. Lineage: Eukaryota; Ciliophora; Heterotrichea; Heterotrichida; Blepharismidae. The record is from the annotation of a GenBank genome assembly.
AUGACAGAAAAUUCACUAUGGCAAGAAGAGCAGCUUCUACCAAGACGAAUUAAGUUUGAAGCCGCCAACCAGGUCAGCUCUUCUCCUACAAAUGAAAAUUCUCAGCUUCUUAAGUGAAAAUCAAAGCAAGGAGUUUCUACUGGCUUCAAAAACCUCGGAAACACUUGCUUUUUGAACUCGACCUUGCAGUGUUUAUUGUAUACCCCACCCAUACAAAAUGUAAAGCAUCAGUGCAAUAAGGUUUUUUGCGUCCUUUGUGCCUUGAAAAAACUUUUCACAAGCCGAUCUAUGCCUUUUAUAUAUGAAUUAUUAGGCAUUUUCAGGGUAUUGCUUAUUUUUGUAUAAAAAUGGACUGCGACAGCAUUUUUGUGAUAAAGUAUAAUAUUCCUGAAGAAUUUCUAAGGAAUAUUCCUCGUUUUGGACGGCAGUUCAGCCUCGGCCGACAAGAAGAUGCACAUGAGCUUUUGAGAUUCCUGGUAAAUAGGCUUGGACCUAAUGACUUCAUUCAAAGCACAUUUGGUGGAACUCUAUUUCCUCCAUUAGAUUGAGCAACUUUUUUGUUUACAAGGGGAGUAGUAUUUUGUUAAAACUUUUUAUAUUAAAAUUAUAUAUAAUUUUUUUUUCGGAUUAUAAAAAAUAUCAAUUUGCAUAUAUUCAAAAUUUUAAUUUAUAAUAUAUCGCAGAAUGCAAGCUGUCUUAAAUUAUUGUAAUUAGCUAGAGAUUCGUAUAAAUAUUAUGUAUACUUUUUUUUUUUUUAAUAAAAAUUGUAUAAUAGGUAUUUUUUAAAUGGUUUGCUUUUAAAAUUAGGGAGAGUAAGGAGCAAAGUCCAAUGCCAAACCUGUCAAUAUGAGUCUUUAACUUAUGAACCUUAUCUUGACCUUUCUUUGGAGGUCAUUUCAAGUGAUUUAGAAAAAUGCUUGGCUCAUUUUUGCCGCAAAGAAAAAUUAUCCUUUUAAUAAAAAACUAUUCCCAACUUUCCUACAAUUCCAAGCAUUUUUCUAUUAAAUUACGUUUUAAUCAAUUUUUCUUAUAAAUUAAUUCUUAAAUAUAGAAUAGACGGCCCAAACAAAUAUUUUUGUGAGCGAUGCAAAGCUAAAAUGCCAGCCACAAAACAAUAUACCAUAAAAACAGCCCCGAUGAUAUUAACACUACAUCUAAAAAGGUUCACAAAUACAGGCAAAAAAGACAUGAGGCAGGUAAAAUUCCCAGAAAAGCUGUCAAUAGAUCCAUUUUUACUAUUAAAAGGAGAGUCUGAUUACCAACUUUAUGCAGUCCUAAUACAUGUUGGAUAUACAUGUAGGUCAGGGCAUUAUUAUGCCUUUUUGAAGGCACCAAAUGAUAUGUGGUAUGAAGCUAACGAUUCUAGUAUUUCUCAAGCGUCUUUUUCAAGGGUCAUAAAUCACAGCUCUGCUUAUAUUUUAUUUUAUAACUCCCCCCCCCCCCCCUCCGUGAGCGAACAAAAAAAUUUUGUUCGCUCACGGAGGGGGUUAAUUUUUUUUUUUAAAAAAAAAUCUAUAUAUAAAUUUUAUAAAAAAUAUUUUUUUCGAAAUUUAAAAAAAAUCCUAAUUUGCAAAAAUUGGGAAGCAAAUAUUAAUUUAAUUUGCAAAAUUUAUGUUUUAAAACGCAAUUUGUUUUAAAAUUAAACAGAAUUAGCUCUAGAUUUCAUUAUACUAAUUAUCACUUAUAUAUCAAAAAUUUUUUCCAUUAAAAUUUUUUCUAUUAAAACAAUUUUUGUUCACUCACGGAGGGUGGGUUUUUGGUCAAAAAAUGGCGAUUUUUCUAAUGGUUUUGUUUCGCUCACGGAGGGGGGGGGGGGAGUAAGAGAAAUUGUAUAACAAAACAAAUUGAGUCUCCAACAUCUACUGCAGAAACCAGCGUCCCUGAAGAUACGUCAAUAUUUCACAUUCAUGAGAAAUUAGAAGUAAAAGAUGUCCCACAAAAACAAAAAAGUGAGAAUUUUUUGCCUUUUAAAAGAGAAAAAAUAUAUAGGGUAAUUAUAUAAAUUAUUUAAACAAAAUAGAGAGGAAUUUUUUUUAUUUUUUAUAGAAAAUUGGUAUUGAAUGGAGAAAUUUUGGAAAAAAAAGAGAAAAAAGAUAAUAAUUACAAAAAUGAGCCAAAAAUGAUGAAAGUAAGGCCAAUAAAUUAUGAAAAUGGAGAGUUUAAGAGUAUUUGGAAAAGAGACGAUGCCCCGCUUGGGUAUGUUAAGGACGAGUAUGAUCGAAAACUUGAUAUUGGGAAGAGGAAAAAGAAAAAAAAUAAAAACAAGAAAAAAAUGCACAAAAAUAUCUGGAAUCAAGUCAGGUUCAGGCAUUAA